GUGCUCUAAUUCACAACUCACAAGACAGGUGGGAAAAUAAUUCAGAACUACUUAAACUUCACAUUUCUUACAACAACGUAAUGAAUGAGACUUCUCCUCGUCCACUUCCAACAACCACUCAACCACUUAUAAAUAUUACACACUCCAUCACAUCUCUCUCUUACACCAAAACACUCAUUUCAACAAACACAAAAUGAGCUCUUCCGACACACAAACACUCCACAGUUUCCCACCCUUCUUUCAGAUCCUCCAAAACGGCGUCGUCAAGCGCUUUUUCGACGAUAAAUUAAUUUCCCCCACUAAUGACACUCCAGACAGCCACGGGGUCAUCACGCGAGACGUCGUCGUUCCGUCUGAGAACAAAGUUGGCGCGCGUCUCUUCUUGCCCGCGAAUUCUGACCCGACCCGGAAGCUCCCGGUUCUGGUUUAUGUCCAUGGAGGCGCGUUCUCAAUCGGGUCGGCUUUUUCCGAGGCUUACACCAAUUAUGUGAGCUCUGUUGUGGCUGAGUCCGACUUUAUCGCGGUCUCGGUUGAGUACAGAUUGGCGCCGGAGAAUUUAAUGCCGGCGUGUUACGACGAUUCUUGGGAAGUUUUCAAAUGGGUCGCGUCGCAUGGGUCGGGUCAAGGAUCCGACCCGUGGCUGACAGAGCGUGCUGAUCUGACACGUGUUUUUGUGGCGGGUGAUAGUGCAGGCGCGAAUAUCGCGCAUGAUUUAGUGAUUCGGGUCGGGGCGGGUCAGGACGGGGUCGGGUUGAAGAUUUCGGGUAUAGUCCUGAUGCAUCCUUACUUUGGAAAUGAUGAGGUGACUCCAAUGAUGAAGGUGAUUUUUCCGGGUAUAACCGGGUACGACGACCCGAGAUAUAACCCGGCUGCGAAUCCGGGUUUAAUGGGUGGGAUCCAGUGUGGUAAGGUGUUGGUUUGUGUUGCUGAGAAAGAUAGGAUAAAAGACAGGGGAGUGAAAUAUUAUGAGGUGCUGAAAAAGAGUGGAUUUCGAGGGGAAGUUGAGUUUGUGGAGACCAAGGGGGAAAAUCAUGUGUUUCAUUUGUUUAACCCGGGUUGCGAAAAUGCUGGAGAGCUUAUGAAAUCAGUGGUCUCGUUUUUAAAAAAUUAGAAAUAAAUUAUAUUAUAGCCGGGUCGCACUCUAGUAAUAACAGGAAAUUCCUGAGCGAGUUGCAUAAUUUUCAUGUGUGCGGAAUAUGUGCAGAACAAUAGUUCUCACGUGUUCUAGUUCUCGACUGAGUUUAAUGUAAGGGAUUUCUGGUUCAAUUACUUGAUUCAAUAUGUUGCAUUAUGCACUUAUAAUUGUGCUGAGUAUGACAAGAUAAUUUAUUGUUCUUGUUA
Molecule: messenger RNA, 1341 nt
Organism: Daucus carota subsp. sativus
Lineage: Eukaryota; Viridiplantae; Streptophyta; Magnoliopsida; Apiales; Apiaceae
Product: 2-hydroxyisoflavanone dehydratase-like
Exons: 1
Coding region: 194-1111 (305 amino acids)
Molecular function (GO): hydrolase activity
Source: RefSeq, a predicted model, not a curated record